Homarus americanus (American lobster) is the source of this 1191-nucleotide messenger RNA. Its product is annotated as GATA zinc finger domain-containing protein 14-like. The transcript has 4 exons. Gene Ontology annotation, cellular component: extracellular region. Bases 1 to 1041 code for a protein of 346 amino acids. The record is from RefSeq and is a predicted model, not a curated record. Gene Ontology annotation, molecular function: chitin binding. Lineage: Eukaryota; Metazoa; Arthropoda; Malacostraca; Decapoda; Nephropidae.
AUGAAGACCUUCAUCAUCGUGGUGGCGGCGGCGCUGGCUGCUGGUCAACAGUUCCAGCAGACGAGGGACUUCACUCCUGCCGUCAGGCUUGCUGAUCAAGGAUUCUUCCAGCAAACAGGAAGGACCUCUUUCAUCCCCCAAGAUAGCAACAAUCAGUUCCAGAGUUCCUCCUUCCAGUCCAACAGCAACUCACAAAACACUCAGAGAGACAACCUCGGAUCUGGUUUUGUUGGCAGCAGCGUCUCCAGCCAGUCUGGCACAUUCCUUGACAGUAAUCAGUUCCAGUCAAAUGAAGCAAACAGAAACCUGUUGAGGAACAGCAAAGCAGUGGAAGACUUAAAGUCAGACGCCACGCAGAAAAAUAUUGAUAGCCGUGUCCAGUUAAACAAGUUCCAACAGAAUUCAGACAACACCUUCCAGAGCAGAACCUCACAACAAAAUAGAGACAAUACAUUCCAGACAUUCAAUUCUCAGCCUAAUACCGAUAACCGUUUCCAGUUUAAAACUAAUCAACAAAAUACUGGCAGAAUUACUCAGGAAAACUCUAACCAGCAGAAUACUGGCGCUCGCUUCCAGGACAGAUUCAACCAACAGAAUGCCGCUAGCCGCUCCCAGAUCAACACCAACGAUCGCUUCACCCAACAAAAUCAAUUCCAGGGUAAUGCUUUCCAGAGAUCUGGAUCAUCAUUUGAGAAUUCCGACGACACCAUCAGCGGCUUCUAUGAACCUCUGAACCUUCCUUCUGGCGCCAGCACACUGUUGGGAGAUAUUUCUACGUCGUUCAACUGUCUUGACCGUCCCUACGGCUACUACGCUGACCAAGACAACGCCUGCCGCGUCUUCCAUGUGUGUAAUCCCGCCCUCUUCUCUGGCGGCGCUGUCCAGACUUUCCAGUACAGUUUCAUGUGCGGCGAGGGAACCGUGUUCGACCAGAAGGAGAUGACCUGCGUGAUGGAGUCGUCGGCCACCCCCUGCCAGGAAGCCUCCAACUACUACGUCAGGAACCAAGAGUUCGGUCGUCUCGAGGACAGGCAGUUCUGAACACCAUGACGAAAAGUGCUAACAAGAAUCUCGGAAGACUUUCGAGUAGUAGUUUAGUAGAACAUCUAUACUUUAAGACUCCUACUGAGUAUAGUAAACAUUACCAAAACUUGUAUUUUCAGCAAGAUAAUUAAUAAAAAGUUCUAUUUA